This is a messenger RNA of Contarinia nasturtii (swede midge), 711 nucleotides long. It is a transcript of the gene Mlc1, whose product is annotated as myosin light chain alkali. Gene Ontology annotation, cellular component: muscle myosin complex. The record is from RefSeq and is a predicted model, not a curated record. The transcript has 5 exons. Bases 127 to 597 code for a protein of 156 amino acids. Gene Ontology annotation, molecular function: calcium ion binding. NCBI's taxonomy places the organism in Eukaryota, Metazoa, Arthropoda, Insecta, Diptera, Cecidomyiidae.
CGAAUACUUUUUCAUCGGUACGUAGGUGACUUGGACCACGGCUCAUUCGAUAUUCACUUUUCGAUCGUUGUAUCAGUUGAGUGCUUUACCAGUCAAGACAGAACACAAAACACAAAAUCACACAAAAUGGCCGAUUUACCAAGAGCUGAUGUUGAAAAAGCCGAAUUCGCUUUCUCCAUCUAUGAUGCAGAUGGCACAAAAAAGAUCGAUGCCCAUGAUCUUGGCGAUGUUUUGCGAGCACUCAAUUGCAACCCAACAUUGGCUAUGAUCGAAAAGUUGGGCGGCACCAAAAAGCGUGGUGAAAAACUCUUGACACUCGAUGAAUUCUUGCCAAUCUUCGCUCAAGUGAAAAAAGACAAAGAACAAGGUUGCUACGAAGAUUUCAUUGAAUGUCUUAAAUUGUACGACAAAAAUGAAAAUGGUAUGAUGUUGCUCGCUGAAUUGAACCACGCUUUGCUUGCUCUUGGUGAACCCCUCGAAAAUGAACAAGUUGAGACUUUAUUCAAGGAUUGCAUGGGUGAAGAAAAUGACGAUGGUGAAAUCAAAUAUGGCCCAUUUUUGGCUGCGAUGUGCGAGGUUAAUGUUCAAGAAGACUAAACCAGCUUCAUCUUGAUUCAUUUCAUUUUAUUUAUUUAUUUUAUUUUCUUUUUAUAACUUCUUUAAAAAUAAACUGAAUAAAGCGGCAUUCACUUAUGUAAAAAAAAAAUUGAA